This is a messenger RNA of Phaedon cochleariae (mustard beetle), 411 nucleotides long. Lineage: Eukaryota; Metazoa; Arthropoda; Insecta; Coleoptera; Chrysomelidae. The record is from the annotation of a GenBank genome assembly.
AUGAACUCAUUGAAGUGUUUGUGGAUCUUGUGCAUGUUUUUUGACAUUGCAGAAUUAGGAAAACCCUUUUCCUGUUUUCAUUGUCACCAAACAUCGAAACAAUGUAAUUAUGGAGAUAAGAUGAUUUUGAAAAUCACCAACUGCCCUACAAAUACGUGUUUUGUACUGAAAUAUGAAACUGAAAUGCCUGGAGUGAAUGUUAAGGCGACUUUUCGAGGGUGUUAUCUUCAACCAGAGCAAGAAAUGAUGAAGAAUCUUGUAACUUACAAACACUUCGUCUCGAAGAAACAUUUUCAACUGUGUAAUUCCUCUUUAUGUAAUGAUGCUAGUUCAACGAAGGUUCCUCCCAAAAUCAUGCAUAACCAUAUUUUAUUACUAAUUUUAUUAUCAUUUAUUUUCGGAAAAUUAUAA